Labrus mixtus (cuckoo wrasse) is the source of this 3187-nucleotide messenger RNA. RefSeq names its product BAR/IMD domain containing adaptor protein 2 like 1a (gene baiap2l1a). Gene Ontology annotation, cellular component: nucleoplasm; cytosol. The transcript has 14 exons. Bases 190 to 1620 code for a protein of 476 amino acids. Gene Ontology annotation, biological process: actin filament bundle assembly; actin crosslink formation; positive regulation of actin filament polymerization. NCBI's taxonomy places the organism in Eukaryota, Metazoa, Chordata, Actinopteri, Labriformes, Labridae. The record is from RefSeq and is a predicted model, not a curated record. Gene Ontology annotation, molecular function: protein binding.
GUCAGUCAGUGCGUCCUCCGCCGGCUGUGAGGGGGCAGACAAACCACCAGGACCGACUUUGGGAUUUAUUAUUCGGCGUGAGCGAACUCCUGGAUUACAAAACACCAUCUUUAUUUCUCUUUUUGGUUGUUGUUGUUUUUAUUAUUAUUAUUUCUUCGACUUCUGGGUUUGAGGAAACAACCUGCCACUAUGUCUCGCGCUCCAGAGGAUGUGUGCAAGCUCACUGAAAACACAUACAAGAUUGUCAUGGACCAGUUCAACCCGGGCCUGAGGAACCUGGUCAACCUAGGGAAGAGUUAUGAGAAAUCAGUCACAGCGAUGACUCUUGCUGGAAAGGCCUACUUUGAUGCAGUCUCAAAGGUUGGAGAGAAUGCUAUGGUGUCUCCGGUCUCCAGAGAGCUUGGUGUGGUUCUGAUGGAGAUCGCUGAGGCCCACAGGAAGGUCCAUAAUGAACUGGAAGAAAACUUCAAAGGGUUCCACAGAGAGGUUGUUGUCGAGCUCGAGAAGAAGACAGAGAUGGAUGUUAAAUACAUGAAUGCCACCUUCAAGCGCUAUCAGUCAGAGCACAAGCUGAAGCAGGACUCCCUGGAGCGCUCACAGACAGACCUGAAGAAGCUCCGGAGGAAAAGUCAGGGAAAGAACUCGUCCAAGUAUGAGAUUAAAGAAAAUGAGUAUAUGGAAACCAUCUCAUCGCGACAGAUGGACAUGCAGAAGUUCAUCUCUGACGGAUGCAAAGAAGCUUUACUGGAAGAAAAGAGGCGCUUCUGCUUCCUGGCCGACAAACACUGCAUGUUCUCCUAUCAAACCAGCAACUUCUACGAGAAGGCCAAAGAGACUCUAGCAGUGAAGAUCCCCAGCUGGCAGGAAAAGUGCAGCGACAUCACAAAGGUGCCGGACACGGUGAUGACCAUGAUAGAGGAGCUGUCCACCACUCCAGAACAAUCGCCGCAGGUCGAACGCUACAACAGGAACAAUGUGGAGUCAAUGGGUCCUCCACCUGCACCGCCACUGAAGGCACAAAUCAGUCCACUCGCCAACAUGUUCAACCCAGAGCCCAGAUCUCCCCUCACCUCCUCUUCAGACCACAACUCAGACCAGGGCAGUCUUGGAGAGGGCAGCCUGUCCAGGUCUACAUCUCAGUCGUCUGGUCUCAACGUGGGCAGGAAGCACAGAGUCAGGACCAUCUUUCCCCACACGGCGGGCAACAACCCCACACUCCUCAGCUUCGACGAAGGCGACAUCAUCGCACUGCUCAUCCAGGAAGAGAAAGACGGCUGGCUGUACGGAGAGCUGGAGAAGACACAGCAUCGGGGCUGGUUUCCCUCAUCUUACUGCAGACCUUAUACUGAGGCCGUCAUAUCAAAUAGCAAUCUGGGGACGCCGGUCCGCCGCCUGAGUGUAGCAAGUCUCCCGGAGCAGGAGGAGGAAGAGCCGGUGCUACUGCCCCCCCCAGACUACAGCGAUGAGAACCCAGCGGUCCCCUCGACGCCCUCGCCACAGAACAAAGUGUCUUUAGUCAAUGGGACUGCAAAGGCUCCCUUUCUGGGAGGAGGGAAUCCGUUUGCCACAGUCAAGCUGAGGCCGACCGUCACGAAUGACAGAUCGGCGCCAGUCGUCUGACACCCAGCAGGAGGAUUAUCACAGGAGUCAUGCCUCCAUGGGGGUCAAAAACAGGGGACCCCUGUGACACACCAGAUAUCACCCCCAACCUGACGUCUCGCCUGCAUGCUAGUCUCUCUCAGUACCAGUGUGCUCUAUUAUCUGGAUCCGUUGUUUCAUUGAACAAGUGUAUUUAACAUGUAUCACAACAGGGAAAUAUUUCUCAAUCAACAGAUGAAACACAAGAACUCUGAACGUCUUUUGUUGUACAAAAACAAACAUUUUGUUUUUAAAGUAAAUGUCUGAGAACAAUCCAUCCCAAAAUGAACAUUCAGAAUUUGUCUAGUUGCAUAAAAUAGUUCAGAAUAAAAGCAGUGGAGUGCUACUAGUGCAAAGCAAAAGAAGAAGGAAAUGUCUGGUUUACAUUUCAUGUCACUUUAAACAGCUCUGAGAUAAUAAAAACAGCAGGCUUAAAACACUUAAAAUAAGUCUUGUUUACUGUAUAUAAGUAUCAUGCAAAAGCAGCCAAUCAGCAUGCAGCAUGUGAAUGAGCUGGCCCUGUCACUAUACCACAGAAACUCCUGCAGUAUAAGGAGAGGGAGCAUGUAAACGUUACCAUAUUAAAUGGCUAAUGCUGAAACAUGCUCACCAUAUAUAACUGUAGUAUUAGUUUAUGGAUUAUAACUCUAAACAUCAGGAAAUAACACAAACUAGUAAACAUGCUAAUUGAAAGUGAAAGUGUAAAAAAACAAACCCAGUUUCUUCCAGUCCUUUCAUCCUAACAGUAGGUUAAAAAGAAUCUCAAAACUUUUUAGACAAACAUUACCUUAAACCUAAAUGGGCUUAAAAGCAAAUGAAUUAAAAUGAACAAGAAUUUGUUUUAAUAAUCUGAGGUAACUGUUAGCAUGAACUGUUGUUGCAGUUAUAAACUGCAUUUAGCAUUAUAACACACAGCUUAAAUAUAGGUAUGAAGGCUUACUGCAGUGGUUCCCAACCUCUGGUGACCCCAGAUUAUCCAGACCACAUACAGCUUUUGGCUAAAAUUCAUUUGUUUUCAAUCAUGUAUUAUAUAUUUUUUUCUACUAUGUUUCAAGUAAACAUUGAUUUUAGACCACAUUCAGGCUUUUUGUGUAUAUUAUUGUGAACAGAGGAAGAAUCUGCAAGUUUAUUGUUUUGACAUUGGCUAUAAUGGCCCACAGUAGCCUGUGUUCACUAUAUUUAAUAUACAAUAUAUUUUUUAUCGAUCAAUAAAUACAAAUUUCAUGGGACCCCAUUUGAAUGCUUUUCGUUCGGGACCCGGAGGUUGGGACAGCCUGACUUAUUGUGUUAUGUGUUCAGAGCUUUUAUUCCCAUGCUUAACGAGAUAAAACCAGAGUCUUCAUUUUGGGGUGGACUGUCCCUUAAGAGGGUUUGUUUUCCUGCAGUCCGCAGUGUUUGAAUACAGAUAGAAGAGAUGUUAAAGAAAGUGAAGAAAAGCUGAUGCUGAUGAAAAAGACACAGGCUGUUUUCCUGACUUGCCAACACAAAAAAAAAACAUCUGAUAUGUUAUUAUUUCUAUUUUUAUUGACUAUGUUUGUGUUUCUUUUUU